AUGUGGUGGACUCCGCAGACUCUCCUAGUCCUCGGUCUGAUCAGUGAAGCCGUUGGAUCAACGUCGUCAGCCGUCUCUACGACUGCGACCCUCGCGACACCGAGCACAUCAGUCGCGAAUGCAACAUGUCCGUCUCGUACCGCCAACGUCAUCACCCAUAACUUACCGCAGCAAUGCCUGCCUUCUGCCCGCAGAAGUACAGAAGUGACUCCCUCUGUGAGCCCAGGCAAUGCAACAACCCGCGGGGGAGUGCCUGAAAGCGGGACCGAUACACGGCAUCAGGAGGAGAGCACCUCUAGCCUUGCUGCUAUCAUAGUGGAGCUCAAUUCAAUUACCUCUGGCUCUGGCUCAGUGGCUUCUACUGCGCCAACCCAGUCCAGCUUGUCAACCGAGGCCAUUGCGGUCGUUGCCUCUCCGGGCCCUGAGGAGGUUUCACCAUUAGAUGAUGGCAAGUUCAUGUCGUUCGAGGACUGGAAGAAACAAAAUUUGCUGAAGGCAGGACAAUCAGAGCACUUAGGACGGGAUGUGCCAGUUGACCAGCUGCCUGCUCGAAAGCGGCCCACCGAUCUGCAGGGCGCUCUAGACACGCUCGGUGACGAUCAUGAAAUCGAGCUUGACUUCUCUGGCUUCUUACCUGACGGUCCCGAGCAACCGAGUCGCUUUGCAAGCGCUAUCACUCGCGCCUCUGGGCUCGAGCACCUGGAUCCCUCCAAAUCGACGCCUCCCAAGGCCAAAGGUAGGAAAGAUGCUGGGACGACAUACAAAGAACGCUUUAACUACGCUUCAUUCGACUGUGCUGCCAACGUGCUCAAGACGAAUCGCGAGGCCAGUGGUGCCUCCGCAAUCCUCGGGGAAAGCAAAGAUUCGUACAUGCUCAAUGUGUGUUCUGCCGACCAGUUCCUCAUCCUCGAGCUCUGUGAUGACAUCUCUAUCGAUACCAUAGUACUGGCCAAUUACGAAUUCUUCAGCUCAAUAUUUCGUUCAUUCAGAGUGUCAGUAUCUGACAAGUAUCCAGUGAAGGCAGACAAGUGGAAAUCACUCGGAGAAUUCGAAGCGCAAAAUACCCGUGACAUUCAGGCAUUCUUAAUCGAGAAUCCUCUGAUAUGGGCUCGUUACGUUCGAAUCGAGUUCCUGACACAUUACGGAGUGGAAUACUAUUGUCCAAUCAGUCUGGUUCGUGUUCAUGGUACAACCAUGCUGGAAGAGUAUAAACACGAACUUUCAUCCGCUGUGAACGACAACGACGACGAACCUGACGACAAUGUCAUCGAUCUCUCGGAGGACGAGGUGCCGAUCCCAGAAGCAAUUGCAGAGCCAGUCAAACAUCCACUCUCAACCACCGAGACCGGAGCUGACAUCAGUCCGGCGGAUUCUGCCAUGGUAACCGGCUCGGAAAUUUCUGUGAAGACAACGACCUCUCCGCCACCAGAUGUUGAAACUGUGGGAGUGACUCAUCUCAGUGAACAUGGCGAAGUCUGCAGCAUCACUUCGAGCUUCGAGCGCAGCAGUAGUGUAGCAACACCCACGACAUCUAGCACAAGAACGACUGGAAUAGUCUCGAAAAGUAUUCAAAACCUGUCCAACAGCUCCAUCGUGCACCAAUCCAGCGCCGCGGCUGUAGCGAAUACGACAUCGCCUCUCGCCAAACCCGGCAACGAUAUAUCGACUUCAGAGAACUCUUCUGAACCAUCUGGCUCCGACAGCAGCCAGUACAGUCUUUCGCAGAAUGCUUCGAGUUCAUUGAAUACAACAAGCGGCUUGAAGACCAACGGAACUGCUACAGAUCUUCAAAAGACACUUAGUAGCACGAAUGCGACUACCACGGAGCGUCAAAAGACCUCAGGCACGACUACGCAAAGCUCUGCUGCAAUGCCUACGAUGCAGGAAUCGUUCUUCAAAUCAGUGCAAAAGCGUCUACAGAUGCUGGAGUCAAAUUCAUCGUUAUCUCUUCAAUACAUCGAGGAUCAGUCCCGAGCUUUGAGGGACGCGUUCAACAAAGUCGAGCAAAGGCAGCUCGCUAAGACCAGCGCCUUUCUCGAUCACUUGAAUAUGACUGUCCUUAGUGAACUGAGGGAAUUUCGGCAGCAGUACGAUCAGUUGUGGCAAUCUACUGUCAUAGAGCUCGAUGUCCAACGCGAGCGUUACCAUCAGGACACCGAAGCCAUGAAUGCUAGGCUUGUAAUAUUGGCCGAUGAGCUCAUAUACCAAAAGCGUCUGUCGAUUCUGCAGAUGGUGAUUGUGCUUGUCUGUCUGGCCUUGGUGGUCUUCAGCAAAGGCGCAUUCAACCAAUAUCUUGAACUCCCUCUUGUGCAAAGUGUUCUGGCACGAUCUCCGAGCUCGCGGUGGCUCAACAGCGUCAGCAUUGACACCCCUACUCAAAGUCCUCCGGCGACCAGGCAGGGAUCACUGCGAAAACGUGGCGGAAUAUUGAAAGGCCAUCGUCGACUUCAGUCAGAAGACUCGAUAGACACCUCGCUAAGUCCCAAUGAUUAUGGGCCCCCUACACCAACCAGCAUGAGCUACGAAGAUGCAUCAGAGGUGGAGACCACGCAAGGUCAGAGUGUAAUGGACGACCCAGACUUCGAUCCAAGCACCAUCGAAAGGCCCAGGACGAGCCCACCGGAAUUGCAAACCAUCACCCCGCCUUCGCCUGACCCGACAGAUGCCAGCGAUCAUGAAUCUAUUGGUACAAUACUCCACGAUCCAGGGUCUGAGAGGCAAGCGAUCGCUGUCCCACGGGUGAUGAUCGAGCGUGCAACGCCGCCUCAUAAGCAGCUCUCAUGGAACCUUCCAGAGAGCAACGCUGAGAUGUGA
This is a messenger RNA of Cyphellophora attinorum, 2814 nucleotides long. RefSeq lists its product as uncharacterized. The transcript has a single exon. The record is from RefSeq and is a predicted model, not a curated record. Bases 1 to 2814 code for a protein of 937 amino acids. Lineage: Eukaryota; Fungi; Ascomycota; Eurotiomycetes; Chaetothyriales; Cyphellophoraceae. Gene Ontology annotation, biological process: protein folding in endoplasmic reticulum. Gene Ontology annotation, cellular component: cytoplasm; membrane.